CUAACAAGAAGCCUCGUCUGGUAGUACUUGUCGGCUGUAGCCAUUUUUGACCUCUGAUUUUGUUUCAAAUAGACUAGUAUGAGGGCAAAUGCAAAGUUGAUAGUUAGCCUAAUAAAACGAGUUGAAGUUCGAGUAAAUAUAUGAAGUCAUAUGCAUUGAACACGUUACCGAUAAAUAAUGCAGGCCGAACGCUUGAAGUACUAGAGCAAGACUCAGUAACACAGCAGACAGUGGCUGCUAUUAUUGAAUUGUCGAUUCAUAAACUUCCCAUUAUUGUCAAUCAGCUUGCACUUGUAUUGGAAUCUAUUACUAAAAAUGUUCAGCCAUCAACACAAGCUGUAAGCGACUUUUAUAUUCCUCAUGAUGUACUCCAGUCACAGCUGUUUAUUUUGCGAUUAUUGUCAGCUUGUUUACAACAUCAUUGGUCUUGGUAUAGAAAGCAAUUAAGAGAAACAAACACAACAGAAGAGGCAACAGCAGCAGCAGCAGCGACAGGUACUUAUGUUGGCACAUCUUCCUCUUCUUCCUCACUUUCAGCCAAAGCAUUCUCUGGACAAUCAAAUUUCGAGACACUCAUUGAUCCGCCAGCUCUUGAUGAAGCCCUCGUUACCUUUCUUUUAUCGCUCAUGACUCGAUUUUUAGGUCAAAUGCAUAUGAUUGAAGAACGCAAUGAUCAACUCGCCCUUUUAUCCUCCGAAACAGCCAACGAUACUUUGGCCAUGGCUGCUAAAGUAGACACACAGACACUUGAAUACAUACGAGAAGUGUAUACUACCACAGGGAAAAUUCUUUAUUAUAUCAGUGCUAGUAAUUGGUCCACUUAUUAUGCAAAGAUUAAAAACGCUGUGAAUAUCCUCGGCGCCGUAAGCGAAAAUUCUGAAUGGAAUCCUCCUGAAGUUAGGAUUUUGGCUUUUGCUUGUCUCGACAUACCUAAAUUACACGCCAUUUUAUCAGAUCUGAGUCCAUAUUUUCUAAAUAUGCGAAUCCAGGGCAAAUUGCUGUUUGCAAGAAUGAUGCGAUCCGCUAUUUGGAAAUGGAUGGAAAUGAAACCUUCUCAAUUUGCUGAAAUUUGCGCCAGUAGCACAAGUAGACCUUUGGCUGGUUCAGAGAUCCUUUUUGAUAUGUGUAAUGUAGCUGCUGACAAUUCUAGAAAAAAGGCUAUUUUAUGGCCAUUACAGACUAUUUUAUUGGCUUUAUCACCUGAUCUUUUAGUACAAGCUUUUUUGGAUGACAGUCGAGGAUUGCAAAACCGAAGAACUGGAUUCCCUCGUCAGUUAAAAAAGGCACUACAGUCGACUAAGACACAAGAGAUCUCAGCCAUUUGUUAUGUGGAUCUUUUCAAAGCAGCCACUUAUAUCUCUCCUCAUGAAGACAGUAUUUUGAGACAUAUUGCUGCUGAUGUGGAAGAUGUAUUAUAUGAAAAAGUAUGGGACUUUUCUCGAGCAUAUACCGCUAGUUCCUUAUCAAGCAGUCUUGGUUAUACUAUCAGCUAUCAAACGCUUGUGAGCGACUAUUUCUUGGCUAGAUUGCGCUUAGACUCUCAACGUACCUUAGCUCAUUUAGUUCCUAGUUUAGCGGAAGAUGACGCGCCUGUAGUCUUUAAGCAAGCGUUUGUGCAUGCAUGUCUCACUAUGGUUUCAACAGAAGAACAAACAUUGUCGUGGAACCCUACCUUGGAUUCAAUGUACGAUUCUAUUUGUACGCCCUUGAGACGCAUCUUUAUCCAGACUGUCAAAGCUGAACUCAACUCAACCGCACGAUCCGAUAUUUCAACAACGACUUCUGGGUCUAAAAAAUUAAUGAAUGGUAACUACGAUAAAAGACAGUCACAACAGAAUACAGCAACACUGUUACAAUCUAUGCUUAAAUUGUUUCGAUUGGAUCCUCUAUGUGUCUUGUUGGGUGAAAAGCAAAAUCCAGCCCGUGUGGAUGAAAAUGCAGCUAUCAUGACUUGUAUGAUCAAUUUGCUGAGAUAUUCCGAUAAACGAGUCCGCAAAGCAACAGUUGACUGUCUAGGUCAAUUGCAUAAUGCAGAAAACAUUGGCCAUUGGGGUCCGUCUUCUACGAUUGUGAAUAACUUUUGGAAGGUCUCAUGUCAAACAGUAACAACGAUUGCUUAUCAGGUUCUUGAUUGCCGUCAAAACGAAGGACUUUCUAAAUGCUUAUUGGAAUUACUGGCUAAAAUCCUGGUUUCUAGAAACUCUUUUUUAAACAGCGUCAUUGAAACAACAUAUGAAACUACUGAAGGCCAUGAACGACUUCAGGCCAAUAUUACACUCGAGAUUGCUCUUUUAGUCUCCUUGUGUUCACCUGCACCCGAAGUCUGUUCUUUAGCAGUCAAAUGCUUGGGCUAUCUAUGUAUUGAAGCCAAAUUGAUUGAUGAGGAUAUGAUGAUUGAUACAGCCUCACGCAACGAGAGUCUAGCCAGCUUCAGUCACAAUAUGGAAAUCUAUCAGGAUUUGUCAUUUGAAGAGCCAGUAGUACAAGGCAUUCGUAAACAGACAUUUGUGGGUCGAAAGGCACAACAGAAGCGUGUUCGUAAAUAUCUGAGAUUGAUCAACACACCUACACCUGCUAUUUUAGCUGCUUGGGAAGAGGUCUGGAAACGAUGGAAAUUGUUGACGCAGAUUGUCAGUCGAUUUGGCAUGGAGUCACUUUCGAAUUUAAACGAUAUUGUCAGCUCAACAACUUCAUCCACAUCUUCAGUCAAGAAAAUUGGUGGACUUGUGCGUCAUGAAAAACUUCGUUCCACAUCCACACCUCGUAUUACAGCACCUAUACCUGUGGGGCGAAUAGAGACGGAUGACGAAAAGCAGACAGAAUGGCAAAACUAUACAGGAUUUUUAGCUGCUCUAGGCGGAAGUCGAAUGGCUGCUGAUAUCAUGAUGGAAGAAGAAGACGAGGCUGCGGGUAGACGUACUAAAAUGAGUGAUCGUAUUGCUUCUCCUAACCGCAAUACCAGUAUGAUUGAGAAGUUUAUCGCUGAAAUGAUUGAAUUACUGACGUCUGAUAAUGUGGUGAUUCGUGAAGGUGCCAAGGAUACAUUGGGUGGUGAUCUUUCUCCUUCUCUGUACAGCAUUCUUUUUCAUCAUUUGGAAGCCACCAUGGCCAACUGUUUUACAGCGGAUGGUGACGUUAUUUGUGAUAACAGCAACACCUUAUUUGUUGAACAAGCAGUAUUAGUGCUCAAGAUGGUCCUAGAUCGAUUAGUAGACCCUAAUGAUUGUUUGCUCAGUAUCGAUUUCAGCACAUUAAUUAUCCAAUUCGCAAACUACAUUAAUCGUUUGCCACAUGAAAACUAUACAUCCAUGCGUGUGAUGAUUAUGAUGUGUCAUUUAACAGAGGUGCUUAUGCUAAAAAAGGAGCAAGUGAUUGUGCGUGAUGAUGUUAAGGUGCGAAAUAAACUGCUCGAAAUCAUUGUAGAAUGGACCAGUGGAUUUACCUUACGCGUGAUGACCAAGUCUAGUGCUACGUCAAACAGUGUACAAAACAGAGAAGUACAACGAGAUUUGGAUCAAGUAUGCCUGAAAGCCAUUGUUGCUCUUUUACACAAAUUACCUCUUCAAACUACAGAUCAAGGACGUGAUGCAGACCGAGUUAUGAGCAAAAACAGGUUAUUUCAAAAGUACUUUACGUUCUUUACACAACUCUUGGACAGAUGUCAUCGAUAUGAAUUAGAAUCCAGUCAUACUAUGAUACAACUUGGCUCCAAUGUUGUUGCUAAUCAGAACGGCAAUUUGCACAGUUUAUCCAAGCCCUCUGAAUCGUAUCAGUAUUGGGGCCCUUUGAAAGAAUCUGCUGUGAAUGCUAUCUCCAACUUACUCAGCGCUAACGUAGAUGCUGGUCUUAAAUCCACUUUGGCUAUGGGUUAUCAUGAAGAUGCUCGUACUCGCACUGCAUUUAUGAAAGUCUUGUCCAAUAUUCUAAAUCAAGGUGCUCAAUUCGAUACGCUUGCUGAAAACAUUGUUGCGGAUCGAUAUGAGAAGCUAGCCGAAUUGUUAGUGAAUGCAGAUGUUGAUGUCGCUAUUGCCUUGUGUGAUGUAUGUCCUGCUUCUGAUAUUCAAGGUGUAGCCGAGGUGUUGCUUCAGUGCUUUGAAUCUAAGGGCAAAGUAUUGACCCUUUUAAAGACAAUCGUAGACCGUGAAGUUUUUACAACAGAACAAGAGGCUACUUUAUUUAGAGGUACCAAUGUGGCUACUAAGCUUCUUUCUAUCUUUGCGCGCGAAUCAUGUAUUGACUAUGUUCGGUUUACUUUACAACCUGCCAUGGAACUAAUCAAUUCUUUACCUGAAGAAAGUGUGUCUUGGGAAAUGGAUCCUCAGAAAAUCAGCCCUCAUGAAAGUAUCUCCAUCAAUAGACAAAAUGUGUGCCGUGCCACUGAAAUCUUUUUGGAUACCAUUUGUAAUUCAACGUCCAGUGCACCCAAGUAUUUUCGCCAAGAACUUGCCUUAAUUUCUGAAGCUGUGUCGAAACGAUUUCCUGAUGCUUCCAAGACAGCUGUAGGUGGAUUUGUGUUUUUACGAUUGUUUAAUCCUGCUAUCCUGACACCUGAAACAUGUGGAUUUUCCAAGUCUUCUCUGCCUCGAUCUAAAGCUGUUCGUAAACUCUUAUUGCAAGCGACUCGUAUGAUGCAAAACUUGGCUAACAAUAUGAUGUUUGGUGCUAAAGAAACCCAUUUGAUUUCCCUAAAUGAUUUUAUCACAAGCAAUUUGUAUCGUGUCGCUAGUUUUCUGCGUGAAAUCUCAAUGGUACCUGGUCCUUGUCCAGAAAAAGAAGAAUCCAGAGGUGUUCAUAUGGAUGAUAUUGCUUUUAUGAACUUGCAUCGUUAUAUGUCUGAAAAUCUCGACAAGAUUGCUAGAGAAUUGUCUGUGCGUCGUGCUAAAAGCAAUACAGAUACUCAAAAACUGUUGGAAUGGAAGAGAACCAUGGAUAAACUUUCCAAUCUUUUGGCUCAACUGGGCCCACCAAACGAGAUUGCAAAGACAGAACUUAGUACAUCCCGCAAUUAUGCUUUGGUCAACAGCAAUAAUUUCUAUAGUGAAUUUAUGAGACGCAACAAACAUCGUGAUCUCUCUAAUAUUAACUCACUCAAUGUCUUUUACCAAGGUGGCGUUUCCAAGGAUGGCCGUCCGGUGUUUUAUUAUAUCUGCCGCAAUGUUGUAGGUGAUGACUUUGACUUUGAAUUGCUGGUAUACUACAUGCUACGUGUGAUGGAGCCCCAUUUAAACCAGCCAUUUGAACUCUUAUUUGAUUUAUCAAGAUUCACAGAGAGUUGUGAGCUUCCUAUCCAUUGGCUAAACCAGUUCUUUCAGCUUAUCUUUAGUGAAAUGAACGAUUAUUUAGUGGCAAUGCACAUGUUUAAUCCCAACUUUCAUAUGCAGCGCUAUAUUCGGAAACUGCCUCGUAUCUUGACAAACAAGCUGGUAAAGCGCACUCGAUUUGCAACCACCGUCAAUGAACUUGCACAGUACAUUUCCUUGCCAGAGAUUCGUUUACCUAAAGAUACAUUUGAUGUUGAAAAGGAAAGUGGAAUGUCUAUCACCAGUGCUUAUCUCGUAAGCGCUUUUAAGGUCAUGAUCCCUGUUCAGAUUCGAAUUGGUCCUUCUUACUUUGUGGUGAAAACGGUUAAAGAACAAGAGAUAUUUUGGAGCCUAAAUACUGUUUUGAACAAUGUAUAUGGUAUGACUGAUAUUGCCAAUAUCUUUUUACCGCCUGUUCCACCCAACAAAAAAGCAAGUAAUGAAGGAGAAAUCCAUAUUAUUACAGAUUCAGGAAGGGCCACACUUGUACUUGUAGUUCCUAAUCGAGAAGAAGUCUACAAAUAUCUCUUGAACCGUAAAAAGAACUUCGAUACUCAAUUGACUGAAACAAACCAUGGUAUUCGUCCUACAGAUGUCCCAGGUAGAAUCUUGAAUAUGGCAUUGUUAAAUAUGGGAAGUGAGAAUCCUGCACUGCGCUCUGCUGCCUACAAUCUAUUGUGUUCUCUUUGUAUCUUCUUCAGAUUUAGCAUUGAUCACAAACUGAUGAAUGCUCGAGAUUUAUGUAUUCCUUAUAACAGUACAGACUUUAUUGUGGGCGUGAGUGAAAACUUGGCCAACACAGAAACCCAUUUGACACUUGAAUUUUUGAACGAAGCCUUAUUAGGUUUUAAUCGGUCUAGUAAAGAAUUAGUACCUCAAAUCUUGACAUUGGAUUAUAUUCAGCCUUGGCUCAAGAAUCUUUCUAUGUUUUUGCAUGCUCCUUGUGCAAAAGAUGCUACUAAAGUGAGGGAUGUCAUUCGUUCCAUCAUUGUUAUUACUGCUGAAAGGACAAAGGUCACUGCGCAUAUUCGUGAAAAGAUUUGGUAUACAUUGAAGUACAUUGAUGAACUUCAUAACCUGAUCCUUGAAGAAUCCGUACAGUACUCAAUUGAGAAUGGUAUUGGUUCACCACAAGCAGAAGCCAUGGCCAAUACAUUAGUGACAUUGAAUACACCUAGUAUGCGAGGCAAAAUUACCCGAAGUGCCCGUAAGGCACUGACUGCUACAUGUCAAAACUGUCGUCCUAGUCUUCCUAAACAUUCCUCUUGGCCUGAAAUCAGUUGUUGGAUUCGUAUUAUGCUCAUGAUCUCUUUCCAUUCCACCAACAAACAAAAGCCUUUAGUCACUGAAAUCUUUCAUUUCGUAGCCAUGACAGUCUCUACAGGUCCUACGUUUAUUCGCUCUUCUGUCCAUGAAUUGGUCGUCAAUUUGAUUCAUACCUUAGUGACCAAUCUGAGUGUAAGUCCUGAAAACCGCAAGAAGCUCAAAUAUAUCCUGGACGAUGUAUGCGAUGGCAAAUAUCGUGUUCAUUUUGGACUCAACAAGUCGUAUGCCAAUGCAUUCACUAUCACAGAAAGUACCAUGACUGACGAUAUGGAAUUCAUGGAUUUGUCUUCAUUAGAAGUCAUUAUUCGACUCUUGUUAGAUACUAUUCAGUAUGCUUCUCCUGAUACACAUACUGCUAAUUCAUGGCGAGCUCGAUGGAUGAGUUUAGUGACAAGCAUGACAUUCCAGUUCAAUCCUGCCCUUCAACCACGCUCCUUUGUUAUCCUGGGCUGCCUUGCUCAAGACGAAAUUGAUGAUGACUUGCUGUUUCAAAUCUUGGUUGUGUUGCGCAACGAACUUGCACGGUUUGAUAAAAACAGCCCUCAUCUUGUGAUUAGUAUCUUGAUGUGCUUAACCAACAUCAUUGACAAUCUGUCUAUCAAAUCACGUUAUUUGAAGCCCAUGUUUUGGCUUGCGAUGGGCAUGACACAAAUGAACAUCCCUAGCAUCUUUUCCCAUGCUAUCAAACUAUUACACGCCACAUUGCGUACACUCGAUACGCACAAAUGCUUUGAAAACCAAUCAGUGGAACAAGUCAUGCUCCAGGUCCGUGCCAAAUAUGUCCACAUUGCCCAUCGCGUCGAUAGUACGAUUGGCAUCAGUUUUGAUUCCAAUUUUACAUUUGCUGUAGCAGGCAUGUUGCUUAGAGGAUUUCAGUAUGCCGAUGCACGCGAUAGUAUCUUUUCAUGUCUAAGUGCGUUUCUGGAGAUUGAGACCAAGUGUGUCUCAACAGGUACCAACCAGGUAGAUGCUCGAUGCCUAGGGUAUUUUGGCGGUCUAUUACCCUUUGCAGCCAAGAAUGAUGCUUUAAGGGAAUUGCUAAGAUUAGCUGGUGUGCAUGAUAUUGAUCUGGAGAACAUGCAUGGCCCUAUGGAUGCUAACAUGUUGAUCUGGCAAUCGAUUGAUAUUCCUAAUGAGACCAUCAGUAUCUUGCUUGUUUCUUUCUUGGUAGGCAUGCUCAAUUUACUUGAUAAUGAAGCAGAACGAUUAUUUUUAUAUGGGUUUCUUUCAAAAGCUGCUGUUGCUAUACCUGAAAUCUUUGCUUUAGUAUAUGAUUCACUCACACCCAAGAUGAACUCAAUCGUUGUUUCGAGUGAUAAUGUCACUCUAUUAGACGCAGUCAAGGACAUUUUAAUCACCGCUUUCUCUGAAAAGGGCUUUUAUACAGCUGAGCGUGCAAAUCAACAGCAAAUGUACCUUGAACAAAUUGGAUUUAGUGCAUUUGAAGGCUCUGUCUUUGGUUCUCUAAAAGAAAACUCUAUUGUAAGCCCACAAAUGGUCAGUGAUCUAUUGCAUAUGAUUUGCGAAUAAUAGAAAAAAAAAUUACCUCUCUAUGCUAUAAUACUCCACACUCAUUUCUAUGUA
Molecule: messenger RNA, 8210 nt
Organism: Gilbertella persicaria
Lineage: Eukaryota; Fungi; Mucoromycota; Mucoromycetes; Mucorales; Choanephoraceae
Exons: 15
Coding region: 141-8156 (2671 amino acids)
Biological process (GO): regulation of GTPase activity
Source: RefSeq, a predicted model, not a curated record